This is a messenger RNA of Danio rerio (zebrafish), 1529 nucleotides long. It is a transcript of the gene tmem230a, whose product is annotated as transmembrane protein 230a. The record is from RefSeq and is marked provisional. Lineage: Eukaryota; Metazoa; Chordata; Actinopteri; Cypriniformes; Danionidae. Gene Ontology annotation, cellular component: late endosome; autophagosome; Golgi apparatus.
GGCGCGUUUAGAGUUUGUAGUUGAUGACAACAUUUUCCACUGUGCCAAAAAAGCCUCAAACUCAUUAUGAUGGCAACCCGAAACAACACUGCCGGUGCUGCUCCAAACAACAAAGUGAAAUACUCGAGGCUGGCAGACAGCGAUGAAGGCUACAUCGAUCUACAGUUCAAGAGAACCCCACCUAAAGUACCCUACAAGGCAAUUGCCCUGGCAACGUUCCUAUUUCUGGUGGGCUCUUUAUUGAUUAUUGUUGGAUCACUUCUAUUGGCAGGAUACAUUGAGGUUACGUAUCCAGAUCGCACGAUUCCAGUUCUCAUCAUCGGCAUACUUAUCUUUCUUCCUGGAUUUUACCAUCUUCGGAUUGCUUAUUAUGCUUCCAAAGGUUACCGUGGUUACUCUUAUGAUGACAUCCCAGAUUUUGAUGACUAAAUGGAUCUACUUACACUGAAUGCUGUUACUUUUGUGUGUUUUUCUGAAUCUGUUGCAUGUGUUGCCUUCAGACUUUUAUUGUCUAUUUACUCGCUGUAAGAGAAACUAUGGUACACUGUGGCCUGGCUGAGCUUUACUGAGCUGAAUACCUUUAUUUUACCAAAAGGAGAAAAAAAGUGCAAUAUUAAUCAAAAUAGAGGAUUUAUAUUUAGAUAAAUACAUAAAAUGUCAACAACAAAUAUGCUGAUAUUUUCAUAGCUUUUUGUAAAACUCUAUUUAAAAGAAGUAUUGUUUAGAAAGCAAGGAAAUGCAUAUUUUUUUGUAAUGGAGCAUGUGUUAUUUACUGUUUAUACUACCAGUAAAACGUUUGGACACAAUUUUUGUUUUAAAUUUAAUUUGUACGCUAUUUGCAUGUACUGCAUACAUACAUAUAUUAAAAUAUAACAAAAAUAUAACAACAUUUUGUACAAAACUCAUACAAAAGUUUGACGGAGAUGGCCACCUUAAAAUUCUUCUUUAUAAUCUUGACUACAUUUAAAAAAUCAAUAAAUAUAUCAUUAAUACAUAAAAUGCCCUUUGCUAUUCCCUCCCUACCCUAGCCUUUAUUUUUUCAACAGUGUGAGAACCUUUAUGCAGUAUUAAUAUACAAUGUAAAUGUAUUGUACACCCACACAUAAGAAAAGAAAAGCAAAGUAAAUGUAAGUUUCUUCCAGAGAUGUUUUUAAAGCAUCUCAGAAAUGUACUUUUGGGACCCCCUCGAAAAUGAGAUGGCUCAUCUCAAGGGGCUAUCUUAUUCAAUAAAUUCAAAUUCAGAUUCACCUCAUAAAGCAUAUACUGUAUGAUAUAUCAUAUUUAUAGUUAUUUAUAAAACAAUUAUUUGUUUCUUUUGUUUCUCUUUUAGUGUAUAAUUACCUUUUUAGUUUAUUAUUAGAAUUAACUUUUAUAUAAAUGUAGUAAAUAUUAAAAUAUGAUUUACUAUAUAAAAUACAGUAAAUAGUAAGAAUCAAAUUCCAGCAGAUGUGUCCAAGCCUUUGACUGGCAGUCUAAUUGCUGUAGCAGUAUUGUAUUAUUGCUGUUGAUGAAUAAACUGGUUUUAUUCA